UCAUGUGACCAGCGUAGCCCAGGUUGUGUUGAAAGCAUCCGGUGUUAGCACUAAGCUAUCAGCUGAUAAAAAUAAUAACUCUGGACCGCGAUUAGGCUAAUGGAAAACUAGUGUAGACGAAGGCGCUGAAGAUCCCGAAAGAACAUGACCUGUGUAUGAGCUGUGUCUGCUCGAUGGUAUUUAAACAGUCAGUAAAACAAAAGCGUACGCUAGCGUUCAAAGUUUGACUUGCAGAGGCUUUGCUAGCUACUACUUUGCAAUCAACUACUACUACUACUACUGCCGCAAACGAUGUAACCUGUCCUGUAGCUCCGGGGGAAUUGCGAAAUAACAGUAUCUUUAAUUAAACUAUGGCCUGCAAAUUGACAACACAUCAACGCCAAUAAUAAGUCAAGUCUAUUCCGCGUUAAUUUACUCUAAUGUGUAGAAGCUAACGCUAAACCGAGCAGUGUUGUGUUUAUUACAAAGUAGGGACACUGUGAACUUGCGUUGUUAUUUAGCCUGGGCAUCAACGGACAUUGAAAGCAUUCCUAUUGAUAACGGCAAAUAUUAUACCUUUAUAAGCAUAGUUCAACAACAGGAUGCCCCAUGACAGAGGAUUAACAGCGAGACCUAAACAUUUGGACGACACAUCUGUCCCACGAGCGCCAUGCAGUCUGAAGAGUGUGCACCAUCGUAUUUAGGGCUUUAAGUGUUCAUGUUUAAAUGCCAUUAUAUCCUGCAUUUUAUACCAGGUUAGAUUUCCAUAUUUGGCGUUAGUUGAAUUUUUGUAAGUUAUGCCUGGAGGCGUAUCUGAAAGUAGUGAUGACUCUGAUUCACAAACAAAUGAAAAACCCUCCACCGUCAAGCAUCAAAUCACUGAUGCAAACCUCACAGGCCACACUGAGAAGGUCGGUAUGGAGAACUUUGAACUGCUCAAAGUCUUGGGGACUGGAGCUUAUGGGAAGGUAUUUUUGGUCAGGAAGAACAGUGGCCAUGAUGUGGGCCAGCUUUAUGCUAUGAAGGUGCUGAAGAAAGCCGCCAUUGUUCAAAAGGCCAAAACAACAGAACACACUCGCACUGAGAGGCAGGUCCUGGAGCACAUCCGGCAGUCCCCCUUCUUAGUCACGUUACACUAUGCCUUUCAGACUCAGAGCAAACUGCACCUUAUCCUUGACUAUGUAAGUGGUGGAGAGAUGUUUACCCAUCUUUACCAGCGUGAUCACUUUUCUGAGGAGGCAGUUCGUAUUUACAUUGGGGAAAUAAUAUUGGCACUUGAGCAUCUACACAAGCUUGGCAUUGUAUAUAGAGACAUCAAACUGGAAAAUAUUCUUUUGGACAGUGAAGGACAUAUAGUAUUGACAGAUUUUGGGCUCAGCAAAGAGUUUCUGAAUGAAGAGAGGGAAAGGACAUAUUCAUUUUGUGGCACUAUAGAAUAUAUGGCUCCAGAAAUCAUUAGAGGAAAGACUGGUCAUGGAAAGUCAGUAGAUUGGUGGAGUCUUGGGAUCUUAAUGUUUGAACUGCUCACUGGAGCAUCUCCUUUUACUUUGGAGGGAGAGAGAAACUCCCAAAGCGAGGUUUCAAAACGUAUUCUUCGCUGUGACCCUCCGUUUCCUUCUAUGAUCGGGCUGACUGCUCAGGACCUGUUGAAGAAGUUAUUGGUUAAAGACCCUCACAGAAGACUAGGCUCUGGACCAAGAGGGGCUGAAGACAUUAAAGCACAUUCAUUCUUUAAGGGACUCAACUGGACUGACCUAGCACAGAAGAAAGUGCCAAGUCCAUUCAAACCAGAGCUGAAGAGUGAGCUGGAUGUGGGAAACUUUGCUGAAGAAUUUACAGGAAUGGACCCAGUUUAUUCUCCCGCCAGCACUCCGCCCAGCACAGACCGCCUUUUCCAGGGCUACUCAUUUGUUGCUCCAUCAAUCUUGUUCAAUAAGAAUGCAGUCAUGGGAGACUUUGUACAAACUCAGAUCGGUGCUGAUCGACCAGGCUCUGCCUCUGUACAGCGAAGUGCAAUGCUGCGGGAGUCCCCAUUUUUUCUGAACUACGAGUUGUGUCUUCUGGGCCCACCCUUGGGUGAGGGUAGUUUCUCUGUGUGCAGAAAGUGCAGACACAAGCAGACUGGCAACGAGUAUGCUGUGAAGAUCGUCAGUCGCAGAAUGGAGGCAAACAGCCAGAGGGAGAUAGCUGCUUUGAGGCAGUGUGAAUCUCACCCCAACAUCGUCAAACUGCAUGAGGUUUACACAGACCAGUUUCACACCUAUUUAGUGAUGGAGCUUCUCAAAGGCGGAGAGCUGCUGGAGAGAAUAAAGAGGAAAAAACUCUUUGGUGAAGCUGAGGCCAGUCAGCUGUUACAGAGCCUGGUCUCAGCUGUGAGCUUCAUGCAUGAAGCAGGUGUUGUGCACAGAGACCUCAAACCAGAGAAUAUACUGUUUGCUGAUGAAGCAGAGGAUUCUGUGCUCAAAGUGAUAGACUUUGGGUUUGCACGCCUUUGUCCAGCAGGGAGCGCUCCUUUACAAACUCCCUGCUUCACGCUGCAGUAUGCUGCGCCAGAACUGUUUGAGAGCGCGGGUUAUGACAAAGCCUGUGACCUCUGGAGCCUCGGGGUCAUCUUGUACACAAUGCUGUCGGGCCAGGUGCCGUUUCAGAGCAGCCAAAGAGGCAUGACGUCGUCACAUGCAGCUGAUAUCAUGCACAAGAUAAAAGAAGGGGACUUCUCGUUGGAGGGAGAGGCCUGGAAAGGGGUCUCAGAAGACGCUAAAGAACUUGUCAAAGGCCUGUUGACAGUGGACCCUGAGAGGCGUCUAAAACUGUCUGAUCUGAAGGAGAACAGCUGGCUGCAGGGAGGAGCGUCCAUGUCCACCACUCCUCUGUGCACUCCAGAUGUGCUAGAGUCCAGUGGACCAACCGUACGAACUUACGUCAAUGCCACUUACAAGGCUUUUAACCGCGGUAAGAGAGAGGGCUUCUUUCUGAAAAGCGUGGACAAUGCCCCUCUCGCUAAGCGCCGCAAGCUGAAGAUGACAAGUACAGGUGUGGAGACGCGAUGGAGCUCAUCCUCUUCAUCCUCAUCGUCAUCAACGUCCUCCUCUGCCUCAGCCUCUGUGUCCAAAACAGCACCAAAGUCCACGGUGACCCCCAAGAAGAGUUAGCCUGGAAACAAACUCAAUGGUAUUCGUAUACUCAGUUUAAGUGUUGGUCUGCCCACUCCAGAAACAGAAUAAAAACUAAAGGUGGGUUAUGACUGUUUAAGUUUCCUCUUUUUUACAUAUAAUAUUGUCCAUGAAAUUAAUAUAAAGUUCUCUUAUUGCUUUUUUAAAAUCAAACCAAUCAUGCAUUAUAUUUUACAUCCAGGAAGUGAGGUUUGGGAUUUUAUCUUUUAAAUUCUAUGGCCUUAAAACUGUUCUUAAGUAUUAUGUGGAGGGGAAAAAGGGAAGAGGAGCCAUUCAUGUGCAGAAGCCAUAUAAACAGUUUAAUAAUGAGUAGGAAGACUAUUGUAGAAGCAGUAAUUGCACAAAGAAUAACCUUUGUUUGCCACAUGUGACAUACAGUUAUGGGCAAAUUGAAGGGUAGAGUUUGGCCAAUAGCAUCAAAAAGCUCUGGCUCUGUGUUUUAGUUAGAUAUAUAUUUUAGAUUGUAUUUUUAGUUAGUGUAAAACAAAGUAUGAGAUUGUAAAAUAUUUUGAAGAUCAUCACAUGAUCUGUAUUAAUUAAAUGGCGACCAGUUGGAGAUAUGUUAGUAUGUGAUAGAGGUGGGAGAUCUAUUGGAAAAAAGGCACAAAAAAAUCACAAUUUCUGUUCGGGAAAUAUAUAAAAUGUGAAAAUUGAGUAUAUUGUGUAUAAAUAAAAUUAUAAAAGAAUAAAAUUGACAUGAUAAACAAAAAACAGCUGGUUAAAGACAAGAUGAACCUAAAAACCUAAUGAUAUUAUUGCACUAUUACAGGCUUAUUUUGGCACAUUCGAUCAGAUAUCAAGAAAAAAUUGUGAAUGUCACCCACCUCUUUGUAUGGUUAUUAGAGGACUUCUAACUCUUACAUAAACCUGUGCAGUCCUAAUGGAGCGAUCUUUACAAAGCAGUUGCACCUUUAACACACUACCACACCACUGCCCCAGAGAACAUAUCAGGCUUCUCUGAUUACAAGUUUGAGCCAAAAUGGCGGCUGAACAACCACGCAAAUGUCUGUGAGCUGUAUAUGAGCAUUAGGGUUUAGCAUGCUUUUUGUUGUGAUUUUUGUAUAAAUGACUUCGCCUUUAUUUGACACUUUUCCAUACCAGACCAUAGCCUUUGAACUGGGAAUUUUAUGUCUAUUGAUCCAUGCAGUUUUGAUGGUUUUCUGCUGUACGGACUGCAGUGGUCACAUAGAUAUUUUAUUUUUUACACUGUAUCACUUUGAGGUGAUUUUAAAGACACUUACGACAUUAUGAGGGUGCACGAGCUAAAGCUGAUUUGUACCUGCCAAUCAUCGAUCUAAAGCAAAAAAUGUAUGUUUUAUGGCUCGGAGUCUCUGGAUGUAAUUAUGUUUAUCAGAUUUUCACAUGCUGCACUGGCAGUUUAUCAGUUAACACAUUUCAGCUUUAACGGUGCUUUCACUGAUAUUUAUUAUUCGCUUUGUUGUUUUACAAUGCCGUGGUAUUGGGUUUAAACCUUUAGACUUGUCUGUACCUUUGCUGUUGUGUCUUCAAAGAAUGAUUAUGAACUUGUUUGUAUAAAAUUAAGCAAUUUUGUGUUUUGUGCUGUUCUUUGUCGGCUGCUUCUGUCUUUUAAAGUUGUUUCUAAGCAUCUGCUACAAUUUGAUCCCAGACUGUUUUGUUUUACUAGUGUUGAUAUUUUGUUGUAGGUAAUAUGUUUUUGUUUUUGUACUUUUUCUUUUGAGCAUUGCUAUCUUCCUGAGAUGCACUGUCACUGAUGUUGUAACUGGGAUUUAUGUUUUUGCACCGAUAUUUUUUGUGGGGAUGGUGCAAAAUAAAUUGUACUUUUCAGUAGA
Molecule: messenger RNA, 4963 nt
Organism: Periophthalmus magnuspinnatus
Lineage: Eukaryota; Metazoa; Chordata; Actinopteri; Gobiiformes; Gobiidae
Gene: rps6ka4
Product: ribosomal protein S6 kinase, polypeptide 4
Exons: 18
Coding region: 777-3131 (784 amino acids)
Biological process (GO): regulation of DNA-templated transcription; intracellular signal transduction; protein phosphorylation
Molecular function (GO): protein serine/threonine kinase activity; magnesium ion binding; ATP binding
Source: RefSeq, a predicted model, not a curated record